Messenger RNA from Aricia agestis (brown argus), 1486 nucleotides. RefSeq names its product protein yellow (gene Y-y). The transcript is spliced from 4 exons. The record is from RefSeq and is a predicted model, not a curated record. The coding region runs from base 55 to 1485 and encodes 476 amino acids. Gene Ontology annotation, cellular component: extracellular region. NCBI's taxonomy places the organism in Eukaryota, Metazoa, Arthropoda, Insecta, Lepidoptera, Lycaenidae.
GUGUUCCUCGGAUUAUCGACACGCACUUAACGCGGUGCAAGUAUUUUUCACGAGAUGAAAGAGUUUCUUGUACUAUGUGGGCUGGUAGCUCUGAGCUCGGGGGCCGUCAAGCUAACCGAGCACUACUCCUGGAACAUGCUGGACUGGGAUUACCCCGAUCCGUACUCCAAGCAGCAGGCCUACCAGACCGGGGAGCUCAUCCCACAGAACGCCCUUCCAGUCGGGAUUGAACGCUGGAGGAACAAGCUAUUCGUUAGCGUACCCAGAUGGCGUCCAGGUAUUCCCGGGACUUUGAACUACAUUCCCCUGGACGCUCCCUACGACCCGUCCCCCAAGCUGAUCCCGUACCCGAGCUUCGCGGGCAACCAGCUGGGCGACUGCGACAACGGCCUGACCACCGUCUACCGGAUUAAGGCGGACAAGUGUGACCGUCUCUGGGUCCUGGAUGUGGGCACCUACGGAUAUGAUCCGAACGUUACAAACGUGUGUCCGUAUGCGUUAAACGUAUACGACCUCAACACCGACACCAGAAUACGCAGGUACGUGUUCCGGCCCGAGGACAUCGUUCCCGCCACCUUCAUAGCCAACAUCGCGCUGGACGAGGGCAGCACCUGCGACGACACCUUUGCCUACUUCUCCGACGAGCUGGGCUAUGGCCUCAUCGCAUACUCCUGGGAGCUCAACAGGUCGUGGCGGUUCAAGCACAGCUACUUCAUGCCCGACCCCCUCGUCGGAGACUUCAACAUCGCCGGCCUCAACUUCCAGUGGGACGCCGAGGGCAUCUUCGGGAUAACCGCGUCACCCCGCGGCUCGGACGGGUUCAGGAACCUCUACUUCAGCCCUCUGACCAGCCACACCGAGUUCGCGGUGUCGACCCGCGUCCUAAGAAAUGAGACCAAGGUCGGCGAUUCGUACAAGGACUUCAAGGUCGUGGGCGUCCGCGGCCCCAACUCGCACACGACCGCCAAGGUCAUGGACGACAGCGGCGUCCAGCUGUUCAGCUUGAUCGACCAGAACGCCAUCGGCUGCUGGAACUCGGCCCUGCAGUACAAACCCCAGAACAUCGCCGUAGCCGAUAAGGACGAUGUCGGCCUAAUUUUCCCUAGCGACGUCAAAAUCGAUGAGACUAGAACCGUGUGGGUAAUUUCUGAUAAGAUGCCCGUAUUUUUGGAAUCCGACCUCGAUUACACCGAUGUCAACUUUAGAAUAUUUUCGGCGCCCCUGGAUGCACUCGUUCGCGGGACCGUGUGCGAGCCGUCCGUUCCGUUCACUCCACCUCCCCAGUAUUCCAACAAUUUUGAUAUCAUGUCCGUACUGAAUCCCCAGUAUCAACAGUUUUCUCUCCCAAACCCGAACCUGCAGCUCUCACAAAACUUGGUGCCGCAGUUCCCGAGCCAAUAUUUUGCGAGCCAAUUCCCGAAGCCUAGCUACAUAACCCGAAACAGAAACCGAUGGUCGUUAAAGCAGAAUUAUCUAAAAAAAUAAU